Hyposmocoma kahamanoa is the source of this 1325-nucleotide messenger RNA. Its product is annotated as gastrula zinc finger protein xLCGF3.1-like. The transcript has a single exon. Bases 182 to 1291 code for a protein of 369 amino acids. The record is from RefSeq and is a predicted model, not a curated record. Gene Ontology annotation, molecular function: RNA polymerase II cis-regulatory region sequence-specific DNA binding; DNA-binding transcription factor activity, RNA polymerase II-specific. Gene Ontology annotation, biological process: regulation of transcription by RNA polymerase II. NCBI's taxonomy places the organism in Eukaryota, Metazoa, Arthropoda, Insecta, Lepidoptera, Cosmopterigidae.
GCGCGGGCACUAUUUUGUUGUGGUAUUAAUUUGGCAAAUUUAAUAUGGAAAAGUCUUUCUUUUUGUUUCAGAUUAAAACUGAGCAAAAAAAGUAACAAUUUGAACUCACUGUGAGAGUGCCCUUGUAUAUUUCACUAUAUACAAUUGUAUUGACUGCAACAGCUAACAAUGUCAUGGACAGAUGGAGCUACAAGGUAUUAUGAACGUUAAGGAGGUGGUAAUUGAAUUAGAAAACAGGUCUACAGGUUUACACAGGAAUGUUCACAUCAAACAAGAGACAGUUGACGUUGCAGAAGAAUUUCACAAUAAAGACGAGCUAGAUCUAUAUGCAGAUCAUGAAAUCAAGGAAGAGUUGGUUAUAGGACCUGUGACGCUGCAGCCAGCUAGCAUAGCUCAAGUCAAAUGUGUGCAGAACACAUAUGACGAGUUGAAUAUUGAUUCUCGACCAUACAAAUGUGAUAUUUGCACAAAAUGUUUUGUACAGAAACACCAUCUUAAGCGUCAUGAAAUAAGUCAUACUGGAGAGAAGCCAUACAAAUGUGCACAUUGUCACAAAUCUUACACCACAAAAGCAGAAAGUAAAAUACAUUUAAUGACGCAUACUGGAGAGAAACCAUACAAGUGUGAUAUUUGCCAUAAAGGUUUUGGGAGAAAAAUACUGCUUAAGUAUCACAUUAUGACUCAUACUGGCGAAAAACCACACAAGUGUAAUAUUUGCCAUAAACAUUUUAAGAAAAAAGAUGUACUUAAUAAUCAUAAACUAAUUCAUACUGGAGAGAAACUGUUCACAUGUGAUUUUUGUAACAAAUCUUUUACCUCUAUAACCAAUCGUAAUAAACAUUUAAUAACUCAUACUAGCACGAAACCACAUAAAUGUGAUCACUGUCACAAAUUUUUUACCAAUAAAGGAAAUUUUAAUAAACAUUUAAUGGUUCAUACUGGAGAGAAACCAUACAAAUGUGAACACUGUAACAAAUCUUUUACCACUAAAGAAAAUUGUGAACAACAUAAAAGAAUUCAUACUGGAGAGAAACCAUACAAAUGUGAUAUUUGCCAGAAAUGUGUUGCAAGAAGAGUUCUAUUAAAAUAUCACAUAAUGACUCAUACUGGUGAAAAACCAUACAAAUGUGAUAUUUGCAACAAAAGUUUUACAAGGAAAUAUGAAGUUAAGCGUCAUAAAAGGAUCCAUACUGGAGAGAAACCAUACAAGUGUGACAUUUGUAACAAAUAUUUUAGUGAUAAAGCAAAUCAUGACAAACACUUAAUGAUUCAUACUGGAGAGAAAACAUAGAACAUUAAACAAAAAACUUAUUGAAAAACAAACA